AUGGAACCCUUGCGGAGCGUAUCACGACAAGACUCUGAGAAGUCCGAGGCUCGUCGACAGACCAACCGCUCCAAUGCUGCCAUUCAGCAUGUCACGGAUACUAUGAUUGCUGUUACCGAAUCUUUCCGCCACCAUUAUCACCAACAUCAUGGUGGUUACUCUCCAGCAGCACCGGCUCCCACUUACACGAACCUCAACUCUUAUUCCCAAUCACGCAACUAUGCUCACUCCAACAAUCGUUCCAAUUCUCAAUCACACUCACACGGUCGAAGUCCGUCGACCGUGAGUGAGGUAUCCCAGGGUCUCCUUGAUAUGGACAUAGUGAGCCAGAUGACUGCAUCGGAUGUUUCACCCGUUUCACCUCAAAGUAACUACACGCCUGCGAUGCUUAUGCCAGGACGACCUCGAAAUGCCGAGACCGACACUCCUCUAGACCGAGAACUAGAGCCAGAGAUGGUUGAGACUUCUGCUCAAAUACCUGAAGACUUUAUUCGACUUGCAACACCGGAUUUACCGCCACGAUUGGACACACCUCAUACACCACCUCCCCUCUUAAGCGUUCCUUUAAAUUUCGCCGAUAAUCAACACCAUGUACCUCCAGCUUCAAAUACCAACCCGUCUCCUGCGAACUUUUCGGUCAACCAUGGCGGACUUGUCGAAGCUGCUAGGCGUUUCGAAACUUUUAGAUCAACGACACAACAUCAUCAAUACAUGGCUCUCAGACCUGACCUGGGUACAAGAACGCUGCCUUUGGGUACAGUUACUCAUAUCCGUGCAGGCUCUGACCCAGAACCAUCAGCACCUGCUGGCCCAGGCCUGCGUAGGAAACCUCUGAACGAAGGGGCCAGGCAGAUUGUAUUCAACCAUCCCUGUAAUGAGAGCCUCUUUGUUGCUUUCAUCUGUAUGGCUCAGCUCUUGACAUAUGCCAGUCUUGCGCAGACGUUGACGUCGGCACGACAAAUCGGCGAAUCAUUCUUCGAACCAGAGCGCACAGCACAUCUUGCUUGGUUUACUUCGGCAUAUAUGCUAAGUUAUGGCGCAACAACUCUUUUAGGGAACCGAAUCGGAAACGUUUGUGGUCAGAGGCAUGCAUUCAUCGCUGGAUACUUUUGGUUUGCCUUCUGGAGUCUCCUAACUGGGCUGAGCGUGUACGUGCAGACGAGCGGUGGUGGAGGUGCUACCUUCUUCUGUGUCUGUCGUGCAAUGCAAGGUAUCGGUCCAGCCCUUAUCAUCCCUAAUGGCUACGGGAUGUUGCUGAGGGCAUAUCCGCCUGGACCCCGAAAGAUGCUUGUCAUGGGCUUGUUCGAUGCCUCUGUCCCCUGCGGGUUCGUCGUUGGCUCUGUCAUGACAGGCCUUUUCGCCAACUGUGCAUCAUGGCCAUGGGCUUUCUACUGCUUAGCCGCGGUUUGCACUGCUCUAGGCAUUUCAAGCAUGCUUGUAGUACCUAAAAAAAGAGUUUUGGUCUAUGAUUUUGAAGGCAACUUGUGGAAACGUCUUGAUAUCUUAGGGUUCGUAGCUGGCGUCUCUGCAUUGGUUCUAUUUGCUGUUGGUUGGAACCAAGCACCUAUCUCGGGAUGGGAUGCUCCCGAAACAUACAUCUUGAUCUUUGCAGGUUUAUUGAUUCUGCCACUGUUCCGUUUCCUGGAAUCCCAAGCCAGUCAUCCAUUGGUACCCUUCAAGCAGAUUGACAUAACUGCUUGCAUUACUCUUGGCUUUGUGACUGCCGCCUCAGCAGCAUUCGGGAUCUGGGUCUGGUACUUCGCGCAGUUUGUCGAAGUUCUAAGAGGAUGGGGACCUCUGCUCACGAGCGCUGGCCUUGUUCCGAUACUGGUCAUUGGUGGUGUUAUUAGCUUUGCUUGCUGGCCCUUUGCAAACCGCGACUUCACCGCCCAGCUUGCUAUGGUGAGUUCAUCGGUAGCAAUCUUGGUUAGUUCGGCUUUGAUGGCUACGGCUCCAGCUCAACAGGAGUAUUGGGCAAAUUCGUUUAUCAGUGCUAUCUUCAUGGGCGUUGGCAUGGUUUUGAUUAUCCCUUCUGCAUCGACAGUGCUUGGGCGAGAUGUUCCCGAAGGACAGCUUGGACUUGCGAGCAGCCUUACCAACACAGCGGCGGCAUUUGCUUUCUCUGUUGGACUCGGCAUGGCAGGUGCUGUGGAAAUGGGAAAGCGAAAUAACAGGAAUCCUUUGGGAGGUUAUCGCGAUGCACAGUAUUUUGGUCUGGGUCUUGGAGGGCUGGCCUUCAUCUUGGCCCUUGGCCUACUUUGCGCAGCAUUGCUCCGGCGGCGCAGGGAUUGA
This is a messenger RNA of Fusarium coffeatum, 2292 nucleotides long. RefSeq lists its product as uncharacterized. The record is from RefSeq and is a predicted model, not a curated record. The coding region runs from base 1 to 2292 and encodes 763 amino acids. Gene Ontology annotation, biological process: transmembrane transport. NCBI's taxonomy places the organism in Eukaryota, Fungi, Ascomycota, Sordariomycetes, Hypocreales, Nectriaceae. Gene Ontology annotation, molecular function: transmembrane transporter activity. The transcript has a single exon. Gene Ontology annotation, cellular component: membrane.